Messenger RNA from Heterotrigona itama, 1058 nucleotides. Lineage: Eukaryota; Metazoa; Arthropoda; Insecta; Hymenoptera; Apidae. The record is from the annotation of a GenBank genome assembly.
AUGAAAGGUAUAUGGAUAUUGGAAUUUUUUGCAAUUGUACAGUUUGCGAGGUAUCACGAAAAUAUUCGAACAGUCAAUUGUUCGCUAUAUGUGUGUAGCAUUAUUCCCUUUUUGUUAAGUAUAACUAGUCACAAAAAUAUUCGUAUUAUCUUCACGUCUUUUCAUACAUAAAUUAUCUACCUAUCUAAUUGAAUUUUGAAAUUUUCAUCGCAUCCGAUUGUUCGGAGUUGUACAAAUUAUAACCUAUUUUUGUGACUCGCUGUACAUAUUUAGAGUAAAUAACUCAAUUCCAAAUGUUCCUAUACAAUUACAAAAGUCGUUGUUCAUUGCGAUGUUAAUUAAUUUUCGCAGAAAGUUGCGUACAACGCGUCCAAUAAAUUCGUAAAAAUUUUCCAUAAAAGUGUUCUGCCUAUUGUUAAUGAUUUUUUCGUAACAUAUAAUAGGAGUUUGUGUUGAAACAAGUGGAUCGAAAUUUGAAAUUGAUUUAAUUAAAACAAAUGAAUUUCGUACAAACGAAGUUCCACUGUAUCGUGAGAAUGUACGGCUCGUGGUGACCGACACGCAUUUUAAUUGCAUUCUGAAAGUUCGUGGCUUUUCAAAGCCCGUGUCCCGUAGGCACCGUCUUCUUCACUCGGUGAAAUUAAUCGAUGUGUUGUUAUGUUCCAGGUGGUAUAGCGUCAUGUAUAAGAAAUUUUCGAACCGACUUUCUGGAGGAAUGGCCGACUCCUGGCACGGGACCCCAUUUCGACACCACGAUGCAGUCGAAUUUCACAGGGCUCGUGGGGAAAACCGUGCAUCUAGUAUGCAAAGUGAAAAAUCUCGGAAAUCGCACGGUAAGUUUAUCAAAUUCAAUUUUUUAGAAUAUAUAUACCUUCACUCGCUUGAAACGAGGGAAAAGAUCAAAUCUCUUUGAUCAAUUGACACUACAACAAUCAUUGACGCUAUAUUCGUCCUCGUGUGAUUUUCAGCUCUUACCUAGUAUUACACGUGUUUGUUUAUAUUCAUUUAUUUAGUAUCUUCUUUCAGUUCAGUUUCGCAUACAUGACAAAAAUUAUUAG